AUGGAUGCCGAUGAUGCGGCUACUGCAGGUGACGGCAAUGAAGCGAGCGAGCUGUUCAACCGGCAGUUGGAUCAGCAGAAGCUGGUGGCGAUGACAGCCCGAGUAGCUCAGCUACAAGAUGAAGAUGCCGAGUUACGUGCAAGACACGACAAACGCGAACAGGAGACGCACGAGUUCGUGGCUUAUUUCCAGAAGGAAAUCCAGACGCGAGACAAGCAACUCACAAAACUGAGCGAAGAACUCGCCGCAGCUCGACUAAGUCACGCACUGGCACUGGAACAACUGCAACAAGCUCGCGAUGCGGAGCGGCAGCAUUUGAUCCAGCAGGCUGCUGCAAAGGAAGAAGCGGCUUCGGGGCAGGUUUUCUAUCUGCGUGAGGAGCUUCAUCAGCUCGAGCUCUUUCGAGAAAUGAAGGACAGUAUUGCCACAAAGAUGAAGGAUCUGGAGACGCAACUGACUCUGGAGAGAGAGCAAGCACGCGAUACUACCAGCGCGCUUGAACGGAAAUUCCUGGAGGAAAAGGCUCGUUUACAGAAGGAGCACGAGAAAAAAAUUGAGAUCGUCAAGCAACAAGCAAGGGAAGAUGCACGCAAUGGACUGGACGCCGACACUCGGAAGAUCGUGACGGACAACAAGCGCAUGGGUGAGGAAUUGCGCUUCCAGCUGCAGAUGACCGAAGAACUCCAGCGUGAGAAGCAACAGUUUGAAACACGAGCCAAGUCGUUGACUGUGGAGCUGCAACUCCAAGUCCAAAAGGAGGCAGGGUUUGCCAAACAAGCCCAGAGACAAGCUAGAGAACUCACUCAGUUGCGCUCUAGUCUGCGAGAAGCUGAACAGAAACUUGGCGCAGGUUUGGCUGCAGCAUCGUGGGAUGCUCAUGCAUACGCUGCCCGUCACGAGCGAGAGCGCGAGGAGUUGACGCUAGAUGUGGAAGGCUUACGGAAGUUGCUGCGGCUCAAAAACCGCGAGCUACGAAACCUGAGACGACUAGCGCAAACUAUCUUAACCCAGCGCACGGACGUUGAACAGUUCUUCCUGGACUCGCUUGAGCAUGUCAAGCGUGAAAUUGAAAGAGAACGCAAAGAGAAACACGAGCGGGAGACUGAGAAUUACCAUCGAGAAGUGAAUUGCGCACACGGGAUGAAACCCGGUCUGAGAUUCCCGAAGUUAACAUCCCCAACGAGUCAUCAAAGCUCGGUAUUACCCGGACCACCGCAGCAUUUCACUGAAAAAGUUAAUUUACGCCAACUCAGCUGGGAAGACCGAGAGCGAGUUCUUCGUCUUGUGUUUGCCAAGAUUAACCAUUCCCAGAGUUUUAUCGACAUGCAGGGUGAUCUGCCUCCAGAAUCUACUGAGGCUCCGACCAAACACUCACGUAGCCCGAACCAGAGAGAGAAACAGCGAUCCACCGCGGUUUAUUUCGCGACGGAGCCUCACAAUGGACAUAACGGACGCGCUACAGCAGAUAGCAGCUCAAUGGCGGAUGACUCAUUGAGCAUGUCACUGAGCGGGAUGCCAAUCGUACCGCGAGCACCAACUCGUGGCAGCAUCCGUAAAGGUAGAUAG
This is a messenger RNA of Phytophthora infestans T30-4, 1566 nucleotides long. RefSeq lists its product as uncharacterized. The coding region runs from base 1 to 1566 and encodes 521 amino acids. The transcript has a single exon. Lineage: Eukaryota; Oomycota; Peronosporomycetes; Peronosporales; Peronosporaceae. The record is from RefSeq and is a predicted model, not a curated record.